GCUAUCAGGCCGUCCCCCGUUAGAAUAGCCCGCAGGGUCCUCGACAAAGGCUCACUCGGUUUGCCUACCUCCAAUCCCAGUCGUCCGUCUCGGUGGCCCCUUGAAAUCUCGGACCAAUCACCGGCCUUCUGUGUAAGCUCUGUUCUCUUCCCCCACUCCUCCCGGUCGCUUCACCCCUCCGCGGGCUCCCCGCCUAUAAAUGGAGGAUAAUGGAAAGCGAAAGAGUCUUCGCCCUCCCUCUCGUGACUCUCGUCGACCUAAGAAAUCCCGACCGCCAGAGUCUCCAUCGGUUCGUGGAUUUCUCCGCUCCAAAUCCGAUUCUUGGUUACAAGCCAUGGUUGCCGAAUCUUCUAACGGAGGCCAGUCCCAGUUCCCGUUUGGACUGCGGGUUCUGGUCGUGGACGAUGAUAUCAUAUCCCUCAGGACGGUGGAGUUUCUCCUCUUGCGAUGCGGCUAUCUAGUUACUGCAACCCUGAAUGCACUUACAGCUUUAAAGUUAUUAAGAGAGAACAGAGACAAUUAUGAUCUUGUCAUUAGUGAUGUUCGGAUGCCUGAGAUGGACGGAUUUGGACUGUUGGAAGCCAUUAGACUCGAGAUGGAUGUACCUGUAAUUAUGUUGUCCGCAGAUGGCGAAGUAAAUACAGUGUUGAAAGGUAUUGCGUAUGGGGCUGUUGACUAUUUGGUGAAACCUGUGAGGCUUGAGGAACUGAGGCUCAUCUGGAAGCACGUGGUUAAGAAAUCAUUACAUGGUACAAAGGGGGCUCACAGUCUUGGUGACAGGAAUAAUCAUGAAAUGGCAUUAGAAGAUGAUCUUGAAGAAGAAUUUGAUGAUAACCAUGAAAUAGAAUUAGAAGAUAAUCAUGAUAGGGAAUUAGAAGCUGGUCAUGAACAAGAAUUAGAAGAUGGUCAUACUACAAAGGUUAUGAGAAAAGGCAGAGAGAGAGAGAGAUGUAGUGAUGGCUCAUCAACACAGAAGAAGCCUAGGUUUGUGUGGUCACUGGAGAUGCAUGCUCUAUUCCUGAAAGCUGUACAUCAUUUAGGCAUAGAUAGAGCGGUGCCCAGAAAGAUACAGGAUUUAAUGAAUGUCUCAGGACUUACUCGUGAGAAUAUUGCAAGCCAUCUGCAGAAGUAUAGACUGGCUCUUAAGAAGAAUGGUAUAAGAAUGGAUCUACAAUAUUAUGGUGGUCUUGGCCCAAUUGGAUAUGGUGGCAGCCAUCCAAGCUCUCUUCUACUUCCCUUUAAUCAACAGCUCGAUUCCAAUGUCAGUACUCUUGGAGGUCUUAAAGUUGCAUGCUUACCUCCUUCAAUGAACAAUCCAGAUAGUGUACACCAACAAUUUACAGCAAAUCCUCAAGCAGGUCAAUUAAGAAUGCAACAGUUUGGAUAUGCAUCGAAUCCUGAUGUAGUGGGAACAUCAAAUACCCAAUCAGGAUUCCAGUUCCCGGCCUAUCACAAUCUCCCCGCAAGUCCAAAUCAAGUUGAUGGCCAUAUGCAGAAUUCUUUUCAUAAUCCUUGUUCAAGCAGUGGAAAUCCUGGACCAAAUUCAGGUCCUCAACCUGGGCUUUUGUCAAAUCCUUCCAUGAUGGGGACAUCAAAUGCCCCGUCAGGAUUCAACAGCUUGAGCUGUCAGUUUCUUACUUCACCAGAUCAAGUUGAUGGCUCUGUGCAGAAUUCUUCCUAUAAUCCUUGUGCAACCAGUGGACAUCCUGGACCAAGCUCAGGUUUCCAACCUGGGUGUUCAUCAAAUGAUUAUCAUGAUAUCUUGGAAAACAUCACCGUAGCUGAGUUGAAUGCAAUACUUCCAAUGCAAUAUGAGCAGAAUAAGUUUGUUGACCACACUGGAGCAGUUAUGGGAAUGCAAGUUAGUGGAGACUCAGUGGAUUUGCAGAGUUGUCCUGAUGGAGAAAAAUUCAAAGAAAUAAGUAAUCCAGAAUUGACGAAACAUCUUUCAGAGCAUUCACCAUCUGAAACAGAAUUUGACAUGGACAAGUGUGACUUUAUGGAUGAUAUUGAUACAUUCUUCAAGCAGUUUCAACAGUAGCAAGGUUCUCGGGGCAGAUGCUGGACGUUUCUGGUCUCACUUUCACAUGUCAGCUUAGAACAAGACAUAUUUAUGAUUGCGCUUGUAAGCGCCAUUCCAGGUAUAGCUCAGAAAGUAUGGAGACUUGUGAACUGAUUGGAUGACAUGCACAUCUAGUGGAUGACAGAGGCCCUCAAAUUUUUAGAUUCCCAUUUUUUUUCUUUUAAGAGAAAGUCACACCAUUGCGGUACAUGUUCCUUGUGGCUCUGUCUGGUAGCUGCCCCUCUGUUUAACUUUGAAACUCAAUCCAUUUUAAUUUGCUGUUCAUUAGGUUCAGACCCUUAAAACUAUAAUGUGAAACAGUGAGACUUAUAUUUUUGAUUUCUU
Phoenix dactylifera (date palm) is the source of this 2407-nucleotide messenger RNA. Lineage: Eukaryota; Viridiplantae; Streptophyta; Magnoliopsida; Arecales; Arecaceae. The record is from RefSeq and is a predicted model, not a curated record.